AUGGAGCGGGCCCGGGCGUCUCCCGAACCGUCGCGGAUACCCGUGUUUCGAAGCGGGCAGGACAGCGGACCGUGGCAGCUGCUCGAGUCCAAGCUAAAGCGACUCGACGAGCAGCAGCCGGCAAAGCCGGACCCGUACGCGCGGCUGCUGGCCGGCAUCUGCAAGGACAGCGUGCUCCUCCUCAAGCAGCUACAGACCAGCGCCGACAGCCUGCGGACCGAGAGCGCCGGGCUCAAGCAGCAGCUCAGGAAGGCGCAGCAGCGGAUCGACGAGCUCGGCGCAGCGGACACUCAACUGCGGGAGCUGCGCGCCGACUUGGCGCGGCUCGACGCCAGGAGCGACGCAUCUUUCGAGGAGCUACGCGGCCAACUGCGCGCCCUGGGAGACAAGCAGAGCGAGCAGGCCCGCAUGUUGGACCGGAUUCCCGACGCCCAAGAGCUGAGCCGGCAAGUCCGCCAGGACGUGGCUGCUGACCGAGACUCGGCGCUUUCCCGACUCGAAGCGGAGCUGGAGAAGACGUCUAGCGAGACCGGGAAGCAGGCGGAGGAGCUGCGGACGGAGCUGCGCGUGCUGGCGGACCGGCUGGUCCCUCUGGAGUCCCUGCACCAGGUGGCCGAGGUCCGGCAGCAACUUCUGGACGAGGCCGAGCUGGCAGGCGCGCAGCGAAGCUUUCAAGAGCUGCAGCUGCUCCGCGGCGUGCGGGAGGCCCCCUUCCGAUGGCAGCUGGCAGGCUAUCAGAGACUCCGCGAGCAGGCGCGUCGUGAGGGCCAACUACGCUUGUACAGUCGGCCGUUCGGCAUCGAGCGGGAGGGAGCCGUCCGCUGUGUGCUCCGGCUGGCAGCGAGCGUCGGGGUACCGGCGGGCCAAGAGGGGGGCGACGCCGUUCAGAUCGGGCUCGAGCUGCUCCACUCGGCCAAGCUGAGCAAGAAGUUCGACUUCUGCCUGCGGCUGCUGGACCGCUCCGGUCAGGACAGGCACCUGGUGAAGACCUUCUCGUCGUCCGAGCUGAUCGUGCCUCGCUACUGGUUCUCUCGGCCGGCAUCGGGGCUGGUCAGCUUCGCGCUGCUCGUCUCCGAACAGAGGUUGCUCAGGGAGGGACUGCUCUUCAAGGACACGCUUUCCGUCGAGGUGGGCAUUUUGUGAAGAACAAUAAACGAAUGAAUACCUUCCUUUCUGAGACUCAACCGCGCCCCUCCAAUGCGUCCCGCGUGCCGGAGCGUUUCUGCUGUGGCGCGCGCUGCACGUGGCCCCUUCAAUCGAACACGUCCUCCAAAGUAAGUUGGUCGAGCGUUCCAAAUAGCGUGCGAUGGAGCCCGAAGAUUGUGGAGGGGGUCGCGCAAGGGGGCGAUCUCGAGGUCGUCGGAAGUUGCUGGCCGGCUCCCUGGGCGACCACGAGUCGCAGCGGAGGCCUGGCGGCCUCGCCCAGCAAAUGCGGCAGCUGUCGUUGGAGCCUUCGGGACCAUUCGAGUCGGGCGACUCAAGCCCCGAGACCGACGUCACCGGGUGCGGCCGAGGCGCUCGCCGGAAGCCUCGCAACGAGGUGUCGAUGCUGGCGACCCGACCGAUCCACGUAACCGACAAGACCGGCACCACGGGCCGUCCAAUCAGGUUGGUGGCCAACUACUUCCGGCUGCUGUCGUUGCCUCAGUGCUGCGUGCACCAGUACCACGUAGACUUUGUCCCGAGCGUCGAGUCGAGCAGAAUGCGGCGUGCCUUAGUAGGCGACCACCGCGAACAGUUCGGCCGUUGCUACGUGUUCGAUGGGAUGUCUGACCUGAAGACGCCGAGCCGGCUAGAGCAGGAGGUGACGGAGCUGUGGUCACGGAGGCGUAGCGACGGAGAACAGGUAUGCAUUCGCGUUAAAAGGGUCCAGGAGCUGGCGCCAAACAACCCGGACCUGCUGCGACUCUUCAACACGCAGAUGCGCCGAAACCUGGAGCACCUAGACUUUGUGCAAAUCAAUCGGCACUACUUUGACAAGCGGGCUGUGUCUGCCAUUCCCCAGCAUGGACUCGAACUUUGGCAGGGCCUUGUGACGGCCAUUGGGCAGCAUGAGACCGGAGUUAUGAUGGUAACAGACACGGUCCACAAGGUGCUGCGCCGUGACACUGUCCUCGACUUGCUCAUACAGAUCUCGGCGACAGCGCCCACGGGCUACCGCGAGGAAGCCAUCCGCCGCGUGGCCGGGGCUAUCGUCAUGACGCCGUACAACAACAAGACGUACCGCGUGGACGACAUCGACUGGGACCAGAACCCACAAUGCAGCUUCGACACCAAGGAGGGACCCAAGACGUACGUGCAGUACUACCGCGCCCAGUACGAGAAGCGCAUUCGAGACCCGAACCAGCCGCUGCUCGUGUGCCGACCGCGCGAGAAAGACUUGCGGGUCGGACGUACGCACAACAUCUACCUGGUGCCUGAGCUCUGCGUGCUCACGGGACUCACGGACGAAAUGCGCGCCAACGUGGCCGUCAUGCGGGACUUGGCCCAGCACACCCGCGUCGAGCCGCCACGUCGCGUCCGCAACUUGCUCGACUUCAUCGGGCGCGUCAACGGCGACUCCAGCGUGAGCCACGAGAUGCACCAGUGGGGGCUGCAGUUCGACGGCCAGCUGGUGAGCAUCGACGCCCGCGUCAUGCCGCCCGAGUGGGUCAUCCAGGGCACCCAGAACUACCGGUACGGCGCCAACACGGCCGACUUCUCGCGCGAGAUGCGCGACAAGCGAAUGCACGUGGCCAUCACGCUCGACUCCUGGAUUGUCAUCUGCCCUAAGAGGGACGAGCAGAAUUGCGCAGAGUUUGUGCGCAGCCUAAUGAGUGUCUGCCCUCCCAUGGGUCUGCGGGUCACCGAGCCGCGUCUGCUCGAGCUGGAAGACGACCGGGCCGGCAGCUACGUCCGCGCGCUUCAGCAGCUCAGCGGCCUGCAGCUGGCUCUUGUGAUCCUGCCCAACAACCGGAAAGACCGCUAUGACAUGAUCAAGAAGCACGCCUGCGUCGACCUGGGCCUGCAGACGCAGGUGCUGCUCAGCCGGACCAUCGGGAACCGAAAGAACGUGCGCUCGGUGGCCACCAAGGUGGCGAUCCAGCUCAACUGUAAGCUGGGCGGACAGGCCUGGUGCCUUGAGAUCCCGCUGGCGUCCACCAUGGUCAUCGGCUACGACACGUACCACGACUCAAGUCAGCGCGGCCGCUCGGCGGGGGCCUUUGUGGCCAGCCUGAACAGGACCUUCACGCGCUGGUUCUCCCGGGCGUCCUUCCACGCCAGCCACCAGGAGCUGGGCAACUCGCUGGCCAUUCAUCUCCAGGACGCUCUCAGGCAGUACGGCUGCGAGAACGGCGGCGCCGUGCCCGAGCGCAUCCUCUUCUUCCGCGACGGUGUCUCGGACGGCCAGAUUCCCCAGGUCCGCGAGUGGGAGAUCAACCAGAUCGUGGCGUCGCUGGACGCGCUCUUCCCGGGCAAGGAUCACAAGCUGGCGUUCGUGGUGGUCACCAAGCGCAUCUCGACGCGCCUGUUUGCCGUGACCAGCUCGGGCGGCUACGCCAACCCCCCGCCGGGCACCGUGGUCGACUCGGAGGUGACACGGCCCGAGCGCUACGACUUCUUCCUGGUGUCGCAAAGCGUGCGCCAGGGAACCGUGGCGCCCACGCACUACAACGUCAUCUACGACACCACGGGCCUGAAGCCCGACCACAUGCAGCGGCUCUCGUACAAGCUGACGCACCUGUACUUCAACUGGCCGGGCACCAUUCGGGUGCCCGCGCCCUGCCAGUACGCACACAAGCUGGCCUUCCUCGCAGGCCAGUCGUUGCACACGGAGCACCACGUCCAGCUAGCCAACACCCUCUUCUACCUGUGAAAUAAAAGCCCUUUGUCUCA
This is a messenger RNA of Ixodes scapularis (black-legged tick), 3876 nucleotides long. RefSeq lists its product as uncharacterized. The transcript has a single exon. The record is from RefSeq and is a predicted model, not a curated record. Gene Ontology annotation, molecular function: protein binding. NCBI's taxonomy places the organism in Eukaryota, Metazoa, Arthropoda, Arachnida, Ixodida, Ixodidae. The coding region runs from base 1 to 1143 and encodes 380 amino acids.